Molecule: messenger RNA, 1950 nt
Organism: Terrapene triunguis (Three-toed box turtle)
Lineage: Eukaryota; Metazoa; Chordata; Testudines; Emydidae
Gene: CEP43
Product: FGFR1 oncogene partner
Biological process (GO): microtubule anchoring
Cellular component (GO): centrosome
Molecular function (GO): protein binding
Source: RefSeq, a predicted model, not a curated record
AGGCACUGAGCAGCUCCAGUCCCAGCCCGUCGCCUCUUGGGUGGCCAGUAAGUCGGCACGGCCGCUUGCCCACUCCCCUCCCGCCUGCCCUGACGUUAGCGCCGCUUCUCUUCCCCGCGGCGAAUCUGCGCGACCCGUCCCGCCGCUAACAUAGUUUGGGCGGUUGUCAGGGAGAAACAAGAUGGCGGCGGCGGAGGAGGACACGGAGCUGCGGGACCUGCUGGUGCAGACGCUGGAGAGCAGCGGGGUACUCAAUAAAAUCAAGGCAGAACUACGAGCAGCUGUAUUUUUGGCACUUGAAGAGCAAGAAAAAGUAGAGAACAAAACACCCCUGGUAAAUGAAAGCUUGAAAAAGUUUCUAAGUACAAAAGAUGGUCGCUUGGUUGCUGGUCUUGUUGCAGAAUUUCUUCAGUUUUUCAAUCUUGACUUUACAUUGGCUGUUUUUCAGCCUGAAUCAAGCACACUAAAUGGGCUUGAAGGGCGAGAGAAUUUAGCCCGAGAUUUAGGAAUUAUAGAAGCAGAAGGUACUGUAGGUGGCCCCUUAUUGUUGGAAGUGGUCAGAAGAUGUCAGCAGAAAAAAGGUUCCAGUAGUGGAGAAGUAGCUCCAGUUCUGUCUGACAUGCGUUCUUCACCAAAAUCACCUGAUGGAAGAUCAAUUACACAUCCAAUAUCAAGUAAGAUACCAAGGUUUAAAGGACAUCGUAAACUGAAAAAGUGCUUGGACAAGGCUGGUGAGCAGGUUGCUGAAACCAGUCAAAGUGAUACAAGUAUUUCAUCAGGAGAAACAAAGAGCAAAAGCAGCAUUCACUUUCUUCCCAAUGAGACAAAGCUAGUUUCUCAACCACACAACAGAGACUUAAAUACCAAAGAAAAAAGUGAUCCAGCUGUAGAUGAGGAUGACAUAGAGGGAGAUUCUUUUUUUGAUGAUCCCAUACCCAAACCGGAGAGAAACUAUGGCUGGAAAACAGAGUCCAACAAACAAGGAGGAAGCCUUGCAUCUCUUUCUGAUGCACCCCCCCUAAGGAGUGGGCUAAGCUCCCUUGCUGGAGCACCUUCACUACAAGAGCCUGACAAUGCAAAUAGAAACUCUGUUUUGAAAGAUCUACGCUUGGUGAAUGCAAAAUUUGGAUCGCUUGAAUUAGGAACUGGAGAUGAAGAGGAGUAUGUUGAUGAUUUCAACAGUACCAGUCAUCGCUCAGAAAAAAGUGACAUCAGCAUUGGUGAAGAAAUAGAAGAAAUUUCUGUGGAAAUAGAAGACUUGAAUGCCAGUGAUAAACUUGAAGACCUCACACAAGAUCUUACCAUUUCUCAGUUAAGUGAUGUUGAUGUUGCAGAUUAUCUAGAGGAUGUGGCAUAGAAUUGGACAGUAGAGAUGUUUCAAGUGCUGGAUUGAGGACUCUUGUGGACUGCUAUUUUCAGACAAUCAUUCUUUGCUGGAAUGUCUGUUCCCUAUUUGUGCCUUGUGUUUCAGAACGACUGGAGGUGUAGAGAGCUUUUAUAAAAUCAUAGCAAGAACUGAAUGAAAUAGUUCGUUCCAGCUUGAGUCUAAUAUUGGAAUUGUUGUUCUUUGUCUGGUUCAGCGAAACCUUUCACACAAGGAGUUGAACUUUUCCAGCUGGAUGUCCAUUGCUGGCGAUGGAUACACAAAACCAUCGGUCUAUAGGAGAACAUAACUGAAGAACUUCUACACAGAUGUAUGGCUUUAUAAUGAAUUUACACUGUUAUGGUAACAGUCUGAUUUUUAGCUAAGAUAAGCAAGAAAACUUAAGAGUUACUGCUUCAACUUACUAAAAACUUCAGCAGUCUGUAUGAAAUUUAGAUAAUAUCUAAUAAAUCUGCCUCAGUUCCUAGUCACUCCAUGCCUACUUUAAGGGGUCAAGAUUUUUCAGAAGUGACUAGUGAUUUUUGGGAGCCCAACUUUAGAGAUCUGUAAGGGGCCUGGUUUUUAGC